CAAAAUGCUUGUAGAGAAAAAAAUCAAAACACCAAAGGAUUGGCUAUUAGCACAACUUCAUGGUUUAGAUAAGUCUAGUAUGGAACUUCUUCGAGAAAACCUGUCAGGACUAAGCGCAGGAGAAUUUUCGGACCUUUUAGUGUUCAUUAAUAAAUGCCUUAAGAUUGAACGGAUCCUCUUUAUCCAAGAUGAGGCGCAAUGUCUUUGUCGACCUGAAUUCGGAGAUUACGUUGGAAGUAGUGAAGCGGGAACUCCAUGGAAUCUUUUGCCUAUACUCAUCACAUGAUCAGUUCCGAUUUUGAUGUUACACCCAUUAUUUCUGGCACUACUAUGCGUAUAUCAAGCGGAAUAGCCCUAGUCACUAGUGUUGGAAAACUUAGUGCACCUCGAAAAGUGCAUCUUGUGUUGAAACUCCCUUAUCUCUCACCUGAGGAUGUUAUACGAAUUCUCGAAACUGUAAUCAAUAUGGAUGGAGUUAGUCUUGAAACUCUUUCUUAUUUAGGAAAUAUUCUCAAGGGACGACCCCGAAACUGUGCGUUAUUUAUAAAAAUGCUAGCCGACCGAUCAGAACCGUUAAUAGAUAAAGAUAAUGAAAUGGUUAACACUAGUAAGAAAUGGUUCGAGGAAAUAACUGAUACAAUGGUAACAUAUUUGCGUAAUACCGCCAGUACUUUGUCACUCAGAGGAAUCAACCCAACAAAUGCGAUUAUUGAAGUUAUCUGUUGCCGAAUUAUUAAUUCAGAUUCACCUGGUGCUGAACUGCUUCGACAUGGAAUUCUUCCUGUCAAGUCGCCACCUUUCAUUACCCUUCGUCCUCAUAACUUGGACUCAAAUUCGUUCAAAAUCAAUACAGAAUUAGAGUCGUACAUUAUUAGGAGCAUUGAGAAAUAUCUGAAGUUAAGUAACAAAGAAACUUUGACAGAUAUUUAUGUUACUCACGUUAUACAACGUCUUGGGAGCAAACAGGCAAUUGGCAGCGAGCUUGAUGCUGCUUUUGCAUCAGCAAUUAUUGAGAAACGCGGUUGUAGCGUGCUUGAAGAACUUAAAAGGUGGACCGGCGAUACCAACGGUUCAGAUUUCAUCUUUCCAGAAUGGAUCACGCCGGGAAUGCAGUUUGUCACGGAAACAAAUCUAUCAAAUAAUGUUUCAUUGUAUGAUUAUGUCAAAGACGUAUACGAAUCAACCAGGUACCAUAAUGCUGCUAUCCAACCAGCGAUUCAUGCAGGUUCGGAUCUUGUACUCUCGCUUGUAGAUAAAUCUAAUGAAUCUAAAAAUGUGGUAUUGUUAUCGUUAAGUUCCGCUUUCUACAAAGAUGCAGUUCCGGCAGACAAGGUUAGAAUGCAAGCUUUCAAGGUGUGCAUGGAGUUUCAGUACAUGAUAAAAAAUGAAGAUAUGAAAGAAAUGAUGAAAAGAAAGAGGGUCAUUAAAAAAUCUGGACCUAAUAAAUCUGGACCUGAGAAUAAGAAAAUGAAGAUGGAUUAUUGUGAAGUCGGUGUAUCUGACGAUGUUGGUUUUACUGAAAAUUUUCGGAAGGAAAUGAAGCAAGAUUAUUAUGAACAAGACUAUGGGGAGGAGGGAGAACUUCAGGAAAACAGUAUUCUCGCCAAUAUUGACGAUGAUGAUGACGAUGAUCUACGCCGUAAUAAGGACAUAAACUACGAUUUGGAUUACGAUAGAACCCUCAAGUAUUACCUAGUAUCCAAAACACCUGAGCAUGCGAAACUUCACCAUGAAAUCGCAAAACUUAUGACAGCCAAUAAUGUUAGUAGCAAUGCGGCUGAUAAAAGAAAAUGCAUUCAUGUUUUAGUUGAGUUACCACAUAGGGCUUUGUCAAAAAGGCCAGAUAUCUUACGCAUUGACAAAAAAGGUAAUCUCAUAGUCACUAUUGAUGACCGCAACGUAAAACAAGUUUUCGGAGAAAAGUUGGCGGAUAUAGUAUUAAUGAAGAAAUAACCCUCUCGCAAAACGACCAGUCGAGAAGUCUUAAAUUGAUACAUUAAUAUUUUAUAGCUUGCAUUUGCAUAAAAAAAAUAUUACAUAUACGUAGUUUUCAGUGAUGAUACUAAACAGCAAGUUUCC
Molecule: messenger RNA, 2079 nt
Organism: Rhizophagus irregularis DAOM 181602=DAOM 197198
Lineage: Eukaryota; Fungi; Glomeromycota; Glomeromycetes; Glomerales; Glomeraceae
Source: RefSeq, a predicted model, not a curated record